CUUGACGCUGCUUUAGUUUCUUGUUCGGAGCUUCAGUUUGAACUUCAUGUUCCACAAACUCCCCCAGACUGACCGCCGAGUCUCUGACAGGUCAUGAGCCGGGUCCGUCAACUGGACGGCAGGAACAACAAGACAUGACCGGAAGCUUUAAAGUUAACCCGAGUUUAACAGAAACGGUCGGUCGGUUUGUUGUCUUUCAUUGAGCCCGAAGAAGGAACAACUUCUGGCCGAGCGGAGCCGUUGGAGAGCCGUUGGAGAGCCGUUGGAGAGCCGUUGGAGAGCCGUUGGAGCUCCGCGCGAGAAAGAACCGUUAAAAACCGUCACACAGACUCAGAGUAGUAGUUCAUUUCACCACCAUGCUGAAGCUUAGAGCUCUCCGACCGGCUGUGGAGAGGUUACCGCCGGCUGUGGUAGUGGUGUCGAGGCUGCCGGUGGUAGGGCGACACACACCCCGCUGCUGGAUGGGAACACACGGGAGGAACGAGCCCAGGGAUCCGCUGAACUCCCCACAGAGAGUCAAAGACUUCAUCUACCGCCUCCAGCCCACGGAGAGGACCAGUCUGCUGAGGGAGCUGCAGAGCUUCGAGUCCAUAGCCAUUGCUCAAGAGACCCUGGAGCCCUCGCCGCCGACUUCAGCCCAGAUCAGAUAUGUUUUAGUCCAUAAUGCCAUCCCCUUUGUUGGAUUUGGUUUCCUGGAUAACGCCAUCAUGAUCGCAGCGGGAACACAGAUUGAACUCUCUAUCGGAGUCACUCUGGGGAUCUCCACCAUGGCUGCUGCGGCACUGGGGAACCUGGUUUCAGAUCUGGCAGGUCUCGGUCUUGCAGGUUAUGUGGAGUCUCUGGUUUCCAAACUGGGGAUGAAUGGUCCAGAUCUGACGCCCAAACAGGUGGACAUGUGGCAGACCAGGGUCAGCUCUCACAUGGGUAAAGCCAUCGGAGUCACCAUCGGCUGCAUUUUGGGGAUGUUCCCGCUGUUUUUCCUGAACGACGAUGACGACAAGGAGAAAAAGAAGAAGGAGAAGGAGAAGGAGAAAGAAGCACAACCCUGCAGCGACACAGCGUCUCACUCUUCCUAACAAGCCACUACAGCUCACCUACAGACUGGCUACUGCUGAUGUCAACUUAAAACAAGUAUUUAUAGUUUCUCUGUCCUCCUGCUCGAGGCAGCGUUCACACUUCUUCUGUGUCCAAAACCCUCUAAAGCUGUUUGUGUAAACUGAUCUUCUGAUGCACCAAGCUGUGGUGUUCUCACACUGUGUGCUCCAUCCAGACAUGCCAUCUGGUAAUUCAGUAUGUCAGUUUAAUGGGGAUUCACUCAUUUUAAAUUCACUCAUUUUAAAUUUUGAUGAGGGAACUUAUCACUUCUCUUUCUCAUUCACUUUUUAUUUCCAACAUGGUCGGACAACACGUUCUGAUGGAGCACCAGUUAUUGGUGAUUACUGAGUUGAAGCGUCUGACUCGGUAUCAAUGGGAAGAAGUUGGAUUGGUACAACCCUAAUCUCAGAUCCCAUCGGCCAUCGGUCUAACGGCGGAUAAGCCUCAAGAGGCAAGGGGCUAUAUUUCUGGGGUUCCAGUGUAGCCAGUGGAUAUACGGGCCAAGACUUCAUCUUCCGUGCGAUGUCAUUGUUUACAGUCCGAUUAGCAACUUGAGAUGCGAGACUGGAGUUUGAGUUGAGAGAGGACGCAUGCGACGGGAUUGUUUCACAAGUAGCCAGUUUACAAGCUGAUCUUUAAACCUAUAAAAAACUAAAUCAUCGUCAGACGAUAGCCGGUGCAUUUCGUCCAUUUAUGGAAAGUUAAAGUUACAUCUCCUCUCUCGUACAAUUCCCAAGUCUCCGCUGCUUCACUCAGAUUAGCUCUCAAUCACAGCUGUCAAUCAUGACGUCUCAGCCCCUUUUUAUAGCGUCAAAUAACUAAUUAAAACCAAACGUAUCAGAAAUAAUGAAUCAGCGUGAUAAGAACUAGCUAAAAUGACUGAAACCAUCUUUGGGGAAACAUUUAUUUGAGGUGUACUUUGAGUUUUAGUUUGGCUCAUGUCCCUUUCACUAACAUGGAGGGGGGCGGGCUUUAUGAGCUAUACUGCAGCCCGCCACCAGGGCGGCGAUCCAGAUGUUUUGGCUUCACUUUUGGGGAGCUGUCACGUCGUCCAUCUUUAUAUGCAUGCAUCUAUGGUCAAUACUACUCAGACUACAAACGGAAAACCACAUAUGAAUGCAGAAUCUGUUUAUAGAGAUCAGGACAACCCUAAUGAAUGCAUAACCUUUCAGGUGCUAGACAAAAAAAACUCAGUCUUUUGCAUGUAUAUUGCCUUUUUUUAACUAGGUUUCAAGAAUGUGACCUAUCUUUUCCAUUGUGCUGAGGCUCAGUGAAGCUAAAUCCUUAGAAAUGAGAGGAUUUGGUUGUCAGUGGAAACCAAUCUUAGAUUUCCAUCUCAGUUUUUUAACACAGAACAAAUGGGUUUUGUGAACGCUGCCUGAGUAGCUCCCAGGAUGGGAAGUGCUCCACUGUCUCAACACCUUCAAUACAGGGUAUUAGACGUCCUUCCUCUUUCCCACAGAGGACGGGGUGUGAAUCCAAAAAAUCCAGUUCCCUAUUUUGCUGUUUAUCAGCCACCAGUUCAGAAACAUCCAGGUGUGACUGGUGGUCGCUUCCCAUCCUGACAGUAGAAACACAAACAGCAUGAAGUGGAACACUAUAUCUCGUGUUUAACAGACACCUUUGACUGUCUUGUCCCUUUUGUUAUUUGAAAGAACGGCACAUAUUUGGUUCUUGUUCUUCAGCAGACACUUUAUACAUUUGAAGACUUCAUCUCCAAAACACUAUUAUGUCCAUUUUGGGUCAAAAACAGUUUCUCAUUACUGAGCUGAAACUGAGCAGACCUUUCAGUGAUGAAUAUACAGUCGCUGCACCUGAGUAUCGGCAGUUAGGGCCUUAAAGUUUUACCAAAAAAACAACAACAAACUAUGUAAAAUAAAAGGAACAGUGUCCACUGCUACCUCGAGGAGAAUCUUGUAGGUGUUUUGCAUGAAGAACUAAUGUAGCUCUAUAAUCAGACUUUUUUUUAUUUUCUUGUCAGAUGGUUUUUAAUAUGCUGGAAAGUCUUCAAAUGUUUUGUACGGGUUGAAGCAGGCGCACGGUGGUGAUACACACUACUUGGAAACUGAAGUUGCUAUUUUCAGUUUUGGGCUCUACACCGAUGUUUGCUCUCCAAGGUUGUUUCUGUAUCUCUGUUUUUCUGUGUGCACCAUCUUUUUCUUCUCCCUUUUCUCUCGUGGACGCUUGACUUGCAUCCAGCUGUCUGUGUAAUUAGUGUUUUUUUAGGUUAUGAUGGUUAGAGUUGGGAUUUGCCUCAUAAGUUUCAGUGAUUUCUGUGACUCAAACUUUCUCUUUCUUUCUGUCUCUCUCUCACAUAGACUCCCGGUGCUUUAUGUGAAGCCAGUUGAUUAUUGUCUUCUGUUCACUGUUACUGGCUAAAAUCUAAAAUCAC
Molecule: messenger RNA, 3487 nt
Organism: Sebastes umbrosus (honeycomb rockfish)
Lineage: Eukaryota; Metazoa; Chordata; Actinopteri; Perciformes; Sebastidae
Gene: tmem65
Product: transmembrane protein 65
Exons: 8
Coding region: 357-1076 (239 amino acids)
Biological process (GO): regulation of cardiac conduction; cardiac ventricle development
Cellular component (GO): mitochondrion
Source: RefSeq, a predicted model, not a curated record